AUGGAGGCAGCUGCUGGAGCAAUACAGAACCUCACUGCCUGCAAUUGGAAAUGGGCGGUGUACCAGCGUCACUUGAUUCGGAAAGCAAACGGUUUAACACUUUUAAUUGAGCACUUGAACCACGCCCACGAUACUGUCGUCAGAUCGGUCUCCACGGCACUACGUAACCUCUCCAUUGAUGAAACAAAUAAAGAAAUAAUUGGUCAGUAUGGUAUAGAGGGGAUUAUCCCUAGGAUACCAUAUGGCCAGAAUAGUUUGGGUAUAUCAGAAUCAACGACCAUUUCAUUGCUUUGUACACUAAUGGAGUUGUGUAUAGAUAAUUAUAACAACACCAGCACAUUCCGUGAUUGCAAUGGAAUUACUCCAAUUGCUCGUUUGACCCAAUCAAAAGAACACACGCCCAAAGUUGUGUAUGCAGCACAUAAAUUAUGUUCAAUCAUUUCAGAAUACAAAGUAGCCAAGUCGGUACUCAAGCAAGAAGGCUGGGACUCUC
Molecule: messenger RNA, 493 nt
Organism: Amphimedon queenslandica
Lineage: Eukaryota; Metazoa; Porifera; Demospongiae; Haplosclerida; Niphatidae
Product: catenin delta-2-like
Exons: 5
Biological process (GO): cell-cell adhesion
Cellular component (GO): adherens junction; nucleus; plasma membrane
Molecular function (GO): protein binding
Source: RefSeq, a predicted model, not a curated record